This is a messenger RNA of Petromyzon marinus (sea lamprey), 776 nucleotides long. The record is from RefSeq and is a predicted model, not a curated record. Lineage: Eukaryota; Metazoa; Chordata; Hyperoartia; Petromyzontiformes; Petromyzontidae.
CACCACCACCGUCACCGUCACCGCCAUGCAGAGAGACCUCGCCGGCACUCUGAUCGCCAUCAGCGGCUGGGCGUGCAUCGGCACCACCGUGACCAACGACUUCUGGAAGACGUCUACGGUGGCGGGGAGCGUGGUGACGGCCAACACCGUCUACGAGAACUUGUGGACGUCGUGUGGCACCGACUCAAUGGGCGUCUCCAACUGCAGGGACUUCGACUCCUUGCUGAACCUGCCGGGUCAGGCGGACGACACGAACACGGCCACGAUCACCCACGACACCCCCUCCCCCCCAUCACCACCUCCCCCAUGUGGCUGCUACCCCGCAGGCUUCAUCCAGGCGUGCCGGGCCCUCGUCAUCACGGCCGUCAUCCUGGGCUUCUUCGCGAGCCUCCUCGCCUUCCUGGGCAUGCAGUGCACCUCGCUGCUGGCCGUCGACGUCACCACAAAGGGGCGCAUCACCUUCGCCGGGGGGGUCAUCUACAUCAUGGAAGGGCUGUCCGCGCUGAUCGCCAUCUCGUGGUACGCCACCCAGGUCGUCAACGAAUUCUUUGACCCUCUCUUCCCGGGCACCAAGUACGAGCUGGGGGAGGCGCUGUACGUGGGCUGGGCAGGGUCGGCGCUCUGCGUGUCGGGGGGACUCAUUCUGUGCACCGUGUGCUUCGCCAACGCUCGCUCCUCCGCGGCCGGGUGAGUCCUCCUCCACCGUGGGGCGCUCCUCCACCGUGGGGCGCUCCUCCAUCCACGGGGUCCUCCUCCAUCCACGGGGUUCUCCACCA